Molecule: messenger RNA, 1119 nt
Organism: Rubroshorea leprosula
Lineage: Eukaryota; Viridiplantae; Streptophyta; Magnoliopsida; Malvales; Dipterocarpaceae
Source: the annotation of a GenBank genome assembly
AUUUUUUAAUAAUAAACUCUCUUCACUCUUCUUUUAUACUCUAGCCAACAGCAUUUUUAUCCCUUCUAAAACCCUAACUUCCUUACCUAUGGCAACUGCCCUCAUCUCUUGUCUCGCGGAAGAGCUAGGUGACAUUGCUCUUGUGGAGAUUAGAGAAAUGAUUGAAGUCAUUGUAACCUUUAGGGAGGAGGGAUCAAGUAUGAAAGACUUGAUAAGCAAAUUGCUAUGUGAAACAGAGUGUGUUGAAUUCAAGGAGGUCAUCUCUGGUUUUGACAUGGGUGGGCGGGGUUGGAAAAACAGCUCUUGCCCAACUCAUAAGAAGUUAUUUCUACAUCUUCAUCCAAGUCUUUCAAGAGAUGAUCUCCACUCUAUACGUUAUCUAGCUCCUUUGUUCGAAUCUCUUGAGGAGAAGAAGAUUUUUCUUGUAUUGGAUGAUGUUUGGAAAUGUAGGUGUGAUGAUAGGAAUUUUCUCAGACGUGCAGCAGUUGGAAGUAGGAUUUUAGUGACCACUCGUGACUAUGGAGUUGCAGCAGGGAUGAUGAAGUCUUCUUCUACAUUCUAUCUGAAACAAUUGACUCAAGAAGUUUCUUGGUUGAUACUCAGUCAAGAAGCAUUUAUCGGAUGGGGUGAGGAAGAAUGUGGAAGCUUAAAGGAUAUUGGCUGGAAAACUGCAGAGAAAAGCAAAGGAUUGCCACUUGCUGCUAAGACUUUAAGGUGCCUCUUGAGAUUCAAGAGAACGAGGGAAGAGUGGGAAAACAUCCUGUACAGUGACAUGGGAACUGGAUUUGGUACAGGCAACAUACUUCUUCUUAUUGGGAAAUAGCUUCGCAUCUUGAACCUCCGCCAAAAACUGGCUAGUUCCAUGCUUUCGUAAUGUGAGAGAGUUGCUGUUGUUGGUUUUAUGUUUUUUACAUUGAGAGACCUACUUCUACCAUUGGUUGUGUUUUGUUUUUUACAUUAAACAAGCCAUGCAUUUGUAGGUAUUUUUAUGUAGCUCUCUUUAUGUUGGUUCAUUCUAUUAGAUUGCUAAAUGCAAAAAUUAUCAAUUCUGAUGUCACUGGUGAUUUUUUCUUUUUCUUUUUAUAUUAUAGACAAAGGAAAUAAGUGUGAACACUUGUG